Molecule: messenger RNA, 912 nt
Organism: Aspergillus alliaceus
Lineage: Eukaryota; Fungi; Ascomycota; Eurotiomycetes; Eurotiales; Aspergillaceae
Product: DUF2985 domain-containing protein
Exons: 1
Coding region: 1-912 (303 amino acids)
Source: RefSeq, a predicted model, not a curated record
AUGACAUUGCUGACGCGUUGUCUGCAGGUCCUGAAGGGAAGUGAAAGAGCCGUGACGCCAACGCCGCCAGAGCAAGAGCACACCCAAGAUCAAAACGAUCUCCCCUGGCAACUCUCCACAGCGAUCAAUGUUCUCCGCUUUACUUACUGGGUUCUGACGCCCACCGGCUUCCUUGUCACCCUCUACGGUCUAAACGUUGUGGCCUGGGGCGGCAUGCUCUUUUUGCUUAUCUGUAACGCAUCGCCAGCAAUGUGCCACCCAAGCUGCAAUGAUAUCAAUUCUGCGAACAGGAAAUGGAUUGAGGUUGACUCUCAGGUUCUGAACGCUCUGUUCUCCCUUCCUGGGUUUGGACUGGCGCCCUGGCGCUUCCGAGAUAUGUAUUGGUGGGUGGGGUGGCGCGUUGGGGGGGCCAAGACAAAGUCGUGUCAAGCGUUGGAAAGGUUGGCGGAGAUACACCAGAACUGGGUGCGACUGCCUGAGCUUCUGCCCGUUACUCCGCCUGCACAGUUGCUACAGCUAGAGCUAGGAGUGACGGCUGAGCCAACGCCAGACUCCCCAAGGAGUCUAGCUUCUCAAAGCUCUACGCAGUGUGCACCUCGUGCCCCACCUACCGCCCUGUGGAAACUCGACUUUGUGAUCUGGAGCAACCUAUGGAAUACUAUCUUUCAGGCAUGCCUCGCGGGAUGCAUGUGGGGGCUAAAUCGAUAUAACCGACCCAGUUGGACCACAGGGUUGUUUGUCGCACUCGCAUGUGCAGCCUCAGGAGCCAGUGGAAUCAUGAUACUCCUUGAAACGAAAAGGACCGAAAGGACUGAGGGAGUAAGGAGGAGUGCGCGAGAGAAGGCGAUUAGACACCGCAUACUAGGGAAAUACGGCGCGACUAUUCGUUCGCAUGGUAUUUGUAGAGUCUAG